Messenger RNA from Protopolystoma xenopodis, 348 nucleotides. The record is from the annotation of a GenBank genome assembly. NCBI's taxonomy places the organism in Eukaryota, Metazoa, Platyhelminthes, Monogenea, Polystomatidea, Polystomatidae.
GUCACAAAGCGCCAGUCUACGUCUCCUCAUCCAGCCCCAGCUAUGACAGUCCUAGCCGUAGACAGAACAGAACAGGACGGAGCAGGCCAAGGAAUUGGCUUUCCCAGAGAACACCGUUCUUCAAACAGUCUCCUCCUCCUCCUCCUCCUCAUCAUCAUCAUCAUCAUCAUCAUCAACCAUCACCUCUUUCUCCUCACGUCCAUGUGGAGGAGACGAGGGGAAUCAGUCGCUUCUCCAUUAGCCCAGCAACCAGCCAAGCGCAGCAUCAGUUACAUGAUUGCUCCGUCGGUAGUCUACGGCUAUUGGCGGAUGUUAAGAGAACGCGUCAGCGCUGCCGACAUCAUGUAG